AUGGCUGGCACGCGCGCUGCGCUGGCGUUGCUCGCGGUCCUAGCCGUAGUCAGCCUGUCGUGCGUUGCAGCGGAUGAUGAUGGCAAGGUGCUGACGCUCGACUUCACGAAUUUCGAGUCGGAGGUUAAGAGUCACGACUUUAUCGCCGUUAUGUUCUACGCUCCCUGGUACGCGCGGUCCCUCUCUCCCGAUGCUCGAUCGCGCUCGCGUUCCUUGUCCACGCGGUGGCACAUCUUUCCGGCAUUGCAUUUCUAUGUCAAGGCGGCAGAGAUGUUGGCAGAGGAGGGGUCGGAGAUAGUGCUGGCGCGCAUCAACGGCGAUGAGAAGAAGCACAAGGGCCUCGCCAGGAAGUACGGCGUGGGGGGCUUCCCCACCAUCAAGAUCUUCCGCACGGACUAUGCAUCGCCGCUGACGUACAAGGGUCCGAGGGAAGCAGCAGGGCUGGUGGCGUAUCUGAAGAAGCAGGCGGGGCCCGCCAGCACCAAGGUGCGGUCGGGGUCGGACCUCAAGCGCGCCAUGGAGGACGACAGCGUCGUUGUGGUGGGGCUGUUUGCAACGCUCUCAUCGCCCGAGUUUGAGUCGUUCCUGUCAGUGGCAAGGGAGCUGCGAACGGACUUUGUCUUCAAGCACACCACCGACGCCUCGCUGCUGCCCGCCAAGGGGCCCCAGCUCGAGGCACCCGCCGUGCGCCUGCUGAAGCAGUUCGAUGAGGGGUACUCCGACACAGAGGAGUUCUCACCGGCAGCGCUGAGGGCGUUCAUAGAGCGGCAGGCGGUGCCGCGCGUGGUGGAGUUCAGCCAGGACCCCAAGGACCGCCCCUACCUCGCCCGCGUCUUCCAGGCGCCCACCAACAAGUCGCUGCUAUUCCUGACAUACAGCCUGCCGGAUGCACCAGAGUUCCGCAGCCGGUACGUGGAGGCGGCACAGGAGCAGCCCGACUCCAUCCGCCUCGUCAUCGGGGAGGCUGCUGCCAACGAGCAUGCUCUCAAGUACUUUGGGCUGGCAGUGAGUGACACGCCAGCCAUGGUGAUUCACGACCCGCGCUACGAUGCCAAGUUCAUCCGCACGCACAUCGCUCCUUCUGACAUCGCCCCCUUCCUUGCCGACUUCCAGGCGGGGAGGGCGGAGAGGGUGCUGAAGAGUGAGGCGGUGCCGCAGGGGGACGCGGGGGCGGUGAAGAAGGUCGUGGCCAACAGCUUCAAGGAGAUCGUGCUCAACUCCCGCAAGAAUGUGCUGGUGGAGUUCCACGCCCCCUGGUGCACAGCCUGUGCUGACCUGGACCCCGUGCUCAAGGACGUGGCAGAGAGCCUCUCCGGUCAGAGGGACGUUGUUGUCGCCAAGAUGGAUUUCUCCGCCAAUGACAUUCCAUCGGAUAAGUUCGAUGUGAAGGCGCUGCCAACCAUCUACCUCUACACAUCCGCUGGUGUUGCCGUGCCCUAUGCUGGCGACAACUCCAAGGCCAGCCUCCUCGCCUUCGUCCGGAAGCACAAGGGAGCCAAGAAAGCCGCUUCUGCUCCUCCGACCGCGGAGGAAUUGGCCGAGGCGGAGGAGAUUGCCAAUGCUGAGGAUGAGGAGGAGGAUGAUGAUGAGAGGAAGGAUGAGCUGUACAGAGACGGUGGCGCCGCCAGCAGCGAGGAGGGGAUUGUGAUGGAGCUGCCGUGCUUGCCUUUCAACCCCGCCGAGGUGUUCCUGCCCGGGUCAUCCAAGACACUGCAUCUGUACGAGGCGCGCUACCUCGCGCUGCUCGAGGAGGUGCUGACACGCAGCAGUGGGCUGCUGGGGCACGUGGUGUUGGAGCCCAUGCGGACAGAGGACGGCCAGGGCAUGACCUUCGUCGCCUCCUACGGCUGCCUCUCCUACGUUGAAAGCGUGCGCAAGCUGCAGGUGGGAGCGCUGGUGGCGGUGAGGGGAGUGGGGCGCAUCCGCCUGCAGCAGCUCACGCAGGUGGAGCCCUUCCUGCGCGGCCAGGUCGCUGUUGUCUCUGAUGACCGCCCUCAGGAAGGGGCAGGGGCGGGUGGCACGGGUGAGGAGGUGAAGGGGGCUGUGGAGGAGUUGAGAGCGGUGCUCAGGGACGUGCAGGAGCUGCAGAUCAAGAUCAAGACCACCUCAGACGUGCCCCUACAGACGCCUCUGGAGAGGGCUCUGCGCUGGGUGGACACCGUCACUGCCGCCUCUGCUGCUGCUGCGCCACCAGCAGCACCGACAGCACCUGGCGCCCCUGCCACCGCCGCCACCGCUGCAACCCAACAGCCCGCCGCCACCCCGCCCCAGACAGUUGGUGAUGCACUACGCACAGGAGCAGACACAAGCGCAGGUGCAGAUGCAGGUGAUGCAACGAGCAGCAGCAGCGGCAGUGGCAGCACAGAGGCAUCGCCAUCUGCAUGGUCCAUUCUGCCCGAUGACAAUGGCGUGGAGCCCGACCAGUUGCCGCCCGAACAGCUGGAGUCUGCUGCCCGGUUUCUGGGCUUCCAGGGGCUGCCGACACCGGCCAUCCAGAGCACAGUGGCCGUUGAUCCCGCCUCUGUGCCCCUCGACCCUGACUUUGGAGCGUCAGCGGCGGAGCUGCAUGGGCUGCUGCAGAAGCGCCUGGCAGCCAUGGAGGAGACCGACACCAUGAAGCGGGCGGCACUGGCUCGGCAGUAUGCGGAGCAGAGCCGGGCGGCACUGGCUGCGAAGGUGGCACUGCAGAGCCUACAGCUGUGA
Closterium sp. NIES-65 is the source of this 2703-nucleotide messenger RNA. Lineage: Eukaryota; Viridiplantae; Streptophyta; Zygnematophyceae; Desmidiales; Closteriaceae. The record is from the annotation of a GenBank genome assembly.